UUGCCGUAGGAGACGACCCGCGACCUGGGAGUGAACGAAUCCGUUUCCCGCCGGCGGGAGCUGUGGCUGUGGCUGAGCAAAAGGCUCGGAGCUGCACCACCAUGGCGGAGCAGCUGUAUCUGGAAAACAUAGACGAGUUUGUCACGGACCAGAACAAGAUCGUCACCUACAAAUGGCUAAGCUAUACGCUAGGAGUUCAUGUUAACCAGGCAAAACAGAUGCUGUAUGAAUAUGUUGAAAGGAAACGGAAGGAAAAUUCGGGAGCUCAGCUGCAUGUUACCUACUUGGUGUCUGGCAGUCUCAUACAGAAUGGACAUUCUUGCCACAAGGUUGCAGUAGUGAGAGAAGAUAAAUUGGAAGCGGUGAAGUCCAAGCUAGCUGUGACUGCCAGCAUCCAUGUGUACAGCAUCCAGAAAGCUAUGCUGAAGGACAGUGGGCCUCUGUUCAAUACUGACUAUGACAUCCUUAAAAGCAAUUUGCAGAACUGCAGCAAGUUUAGUGCCAUACAGUGUGCUGCGGCGGUCCCCAGAGCUCCUGCAGAAUCCUCAUCUUCCAGAAAGUUUGAGCAGUCAAAUCUUCAGGCAGCAAGUGAGACACAAACCAAUGAACUGACCACCAAUGGCCAUGACCCACCUGCCUCCAAACAGGUAUCCCAGCAGCCCAAAGGAAUCAUGGGAAUGUUGCUGUCUAAAGCUGCUACUAAAACCCAAGACACCAACAAGGAGACUAAAGCAGAGGCUAAAGAAGUAACACAUGCAUCUUCAGCUGGGGGCAAAGCUCCAGGAAAAGGAAAUGUGAUGAGCAACUUUUUUGGAAAAGCAGCUAUGAAUAAACUUAAAGUCAGUUUGGAUCCAGAGCAAGAAGUGAAAGAAGAAAAAACAGUGGAGCAGCCUCCAGUGUCUGUCACUGAAGCCAAGCUGGCAGCUCCCACAGCUCUGAAGAAAUCCAGCAGGAAGGCAGAGCCUGUGAAGAUGCAGCAGAAGGAAAAAAAAUGGGGGAAGCGAGUAGACUUAUCUGAUGAGGAAGCCAAGGAAACUGAAAACCUGAAGAAAAAGAGGAGGAGAAGAAUCAAGCUUCCUCAGUCUGAUAGCAGUGAAGAUGAAGCCUUCCCAGGCUCUCCUGAAAUGUAUGAAGCAGAUUCACCAUCUCCACCUCCUCCUGCAUCUCCACCUGCUGAGUCUGUGCCAAAACCCGAGUCCCCCCCAGUCAAGAGUUCAAGUGGAGAAAACAAAAGGAAACGAAAGCGUGUACUGAAAUCUAAAACCUUUGUGGAUGAAGAGGGCUGCAUAGUGACUGAAAAAGUCUACGAGAGUGAAUCGUGCACGGACAGCGAAGAGGAGGGUAAGAUGAAGGUGGCGUCGGCACACAGACCCCCUGCCACCGCUGUGAAAAAGGAGUCCAAAGAGGAGCCGCGAAAGGGCCACAAGAAAGGGACCACUGCUCUGGGCAAAGCCAACAGACAAGUGUCCAUUACUGGCUUCUUCCAGAAGAAGUAAAUGCUGUUCCUGGCAGGACUUGGUGGUCAAGGGAGAAGACCACCAAGUAUAGACUGUCACUUACUGUGUAAGUUCACCUCGCUCCUUGCCUCAUCUGUAUCAAAGUGCUGCACUGCCAUCACGUGACACUUGGACUAUUUCUGGGUUGUUUUUUUUUCUAACCAAAAGGAAGUCACCUAGAAGCAGGAGGCAAAAGAUAUUUUAAAAGCUGUUACAUUAUAAUGAGUUUAUAAAGCACAAUUUCUGACCUGCCUA
Myodes glareolus (Bank vole) is the source of this 1751-nucleotide messenger RNA. It is a transcript of the gene Pold3, whose product is annotated as DNA polymerase delta 3, accessory subunit. Gene Ontology annotation, molecular function: DNA-directed DNA polymerase activity. NCBI's taxonomy places the organism in Eukaryota, Metazoa, Chordata, Mammalia, Rodentia, Cricetidae. Gene Ontology annotation, biological process: nucleotide-excision repair, DNA gap filling; DNA strand elongation involved in DNA replication; DNA synthesis involved in UV-damage excision repair. The record is from RefSeq and is a predicted model, not a curated record. Gene Ontology annotation, cellular component: nucleus; delta DNA polymerase complex.